GUCUUGCAGGACUCUCAGCCACUUGAACGUCCCACUGCAAGACACGCUGGUCGCACUUAUCGUUGCUAAGGAAGAUACAGAAGACAUUUUGAGUCAAUUAUUCAGAUAUUCUGAUUAUUUCCAGGGCUGAGAGUUGAAGUGCCUUUUCCCCCAAGUCACCAACAAUCCACUGUAGUGAUACUGAACCUCCAAGCAUGAGGACGGUUCGGUUGUGCUUGUGCCUGGCUCUGCUGCUGCCUUGCGGGGUCCACGGUCAAAGGAGCAGCCCUGCUUUUGCUGAAGUCAACAAAGACACAAGCAAGGGCACGAUGGCCAUCGACACAGUGAACCGAGGCAGUGUGUUGAACUCGUUACUACAAUCUGAGUACAUGCUUCCCCGUCCGGUGCGAGCCCCUCGUCUGGUGGUCCAGGUGCCCAAGAGAGCCCAGCCAGGGUCCCGCUUUGCUUUGUCCCUUGACGUCCCUACCAGCAUUCUCAGUGUCCUCAUAGACCUGGCCAAGAACCAGGACAUGAAGACCAAGGCAGCAGCCAAUGCAGAACUUAUGGCGCGGAUUGGCAAGCGGAAAUAGCAUGCCGGCAAGGGUUAGAGAAAGGGGGCUUUGGAUAUUAAUAUCAUCACUGACAAUGGUAGCUCAGAUACAAAUAGAGCUUUUUUCUACUUGUAUCCAUAGUAAAUAAAUGCACUUUGACGUCAC
Messenger RNA from Corythoichthys intestinalis (scribbled pipefish), 695 nucleotides. RefSeq names its product urocortin-3-like. NCBI's taxonomy places the organism in Eukaryota, Metazoa, Chordata, Actinopteri, Syngnathiformes, Syngnathidae. The record is from RefSeq and is a predicted model, not a curated record. Gene Ontology annotation, cellular component: extracellular region. The transcript has 2 exons. The coding region runs from base 195 to 569 and encodes 124 amino acids. Gene Ontology annotation, biological process: adenylate cyclase-activating G protein-coupled receptor signaling pathway; digestion; hormone-mediated signaling pathway. Gene Ontology annotation, molecular function: hormone activity; corticotropin-releasing hormone receptor 2 binding.